AGAAAAGCACCCACUCUCCUUCCCUUUCUUCUCUUCAUCACCAUGUAUCCGUACCUUUAGCUGCUCCAGCUUUAGGCAAUCGGCGAUGAGGCGGUCAGGACUGCCGCACGCGAAGCACGCCCGCACCUUUCCUUUCCCAGUCUUACCACCCUUGCCGGCACCCUUGCCACCACCCUUGGCACCCUCGGAGCCCUUGUGGGGCUUCUUCUUGUUGCUGAUGCCCGCUUGAUGGUCUGCUGGCUGUUCGGUGGCUUCCCGUGUCCUUUCUUGCCCUUGGUCUUACUGACGGUCACCUUCUGGGCAGAGCACAGCAUCAUCUCCUCCAGCUGGCCAGCAGCCUGGCUGCCCUGUGCGACAGAGGGACGCUGCUUCAGCAUGUCGUUCCUCUGACGGCACAUCGUGAGCAGCUCCCUGAAUGACGGCUUCAAGCGGAUAUCCUCCGCGAGCUUCCCCUUUAUCAUUCCCCUAUAUGAAUUCUCCGACCGGGGUUUUUUCCACCUGGAAUUCCGAUGCGUGUAGGCAGCGUAUGCGAGAGCUGUUUUGGUUAAGCAAAACUAGACAGUAUGCUCUCGCUUCUGAUGCCAUCCACAUGUCGUUCGGCAGCUGAACAAAGGAGGGAAAAAAGAAAACGAUUUAUGGCAAUCCCUUCCAGUUUCCCGGAUUUCCCCUUUACUGUUUUACGGACACGCCUGCCCUUCGGGCAGGCACUCCACUUGUCCCUGUGAAGGCUUCAGGGAGUCCCUUGAAGAAGAAUUCCGCCUUCUGCACGUCCGCCAGGGGUGCGAUGUCCAGGACGUCAGCCAGCGCAUUGCAGUCUGUCACAUAUAUGUUGAAGACCGCAAU
Molecule: messenger RNA, 843 nt
Organism: Vitrella brassicaformis
Lineage: Eukaryota; Vitrellaceae
Source: the annotation of a GenBank genome assembly